This is a messenger RNA of Cajanus cajan (pigeon pea), 1746 nucleotides long. RefSeq lists its product as uncharacterized. NCBI's taxonomy places the organism in Eukaryota, Viridiplantae, Streptophyta, Magnoliopsida, Fabales, Fabaceae. The record is from RefSeq and is a predicted model, not a curated record.
UGGUGUGGAGCGAGACCAUAGAGGAAAAAGUUAGUUACAGGAGUGGAGAGAAAAGGGCACAAUAUAAGUUGCAAUCGCCCUCCAAAGCGUCGUUUCGCUCUGUGGAUUUGGCUCCUCGAAAUGGUAAUUGCUCGCUAGUCGCCAACAGAGACAGAGAAAGGAAAACGAAGAAUACGAAACCAGAGUGUGAACGACACAACGCAAGAACAAGAACAAGAACGUCGCAGUUUUUAGUUAGAAAGAAAAGAAAAGAAAAGAAAGCUUCAGGGUGGGGAAUGACGCAUUCUCCUUUUCCACUUCACGCGAUUGAUUUAGAUUGAAGGCUAAAUCGGUCACAGGCUUUUAUGAUGCUUUGUUGUUCAUUCUGUUUGAAUUUGAGAGACCGAAUUCAGCCAUGGAUGCGCGACUACGAUAGGCUCCAGUCAUUCGCUGUAAUCCUCAUUUACGUUCAGAUUGGGUGCGCGUUAAUUGGAUCGCUGGGAGCAUCGUACAAUGGUGUGUCGCUCAUUAAUCUGGCAAUCGCGUUGUUCGCUUUGGUCGCAAUUGAGAGUAGCAGUCAGAGCCUUGGCCGUACCUACGCCUUUCUUCUCUUCUGUGCCAUCUUGCUCGAUAUUUCUUGGUUCAUUCUUUUCGCUCACGAAAUUUGGAACAUUUCUACUGAGAAGUACACAGCAUUUUUCACGUUUUCAGUGAAACUUACUCUGGCUAUGCAAAUUGUUGGUUUUAUAGUGAGGCUAUCAUCCUCGUUGUUAUGGAUUCAAAUUUAUAGGUUGGGUGCUUCCUAUGUGGACACAGUUUCUAGAGCAGCAGAUUCAGACUUGAGGAGUAGUUUUAUGAGUCCUGUGACACCGGCAGUAGUUAGGCAAUGUUCCGGUUCCAAUGAGAUACUUGGAGGCGCCAUCUAUGAUCCAUCAUACUACUCAUCCCUAUUUGAAGAUGGUCAAGAAAACAAAUAUUCAUAUGGGAUGCACAAUCAUGAUAUUACCCAGAAUGAGUCAACAUCAUCUCCUGAAGUUUCUCAGAAGUCAUCCGUGGGCAGAUCUUUCCAGGCAGUGGAUGAAGAGAAUGGUUUAAUCAAGAAGGAACUUGUUUGAUAUAGAGCCUCAAAAGCAUUGUUCUCACUCCUAUAUUGGUACACGUUUCUUUUUCAAUAUCCAGCAACCUGUAUGGGAAUGGGUGUUUGUACCAUAUGCAAUUUGUUGGCAACUUUCUCAUUGUGAAUGUUGGUGGAAAGGAGAGGCGCACUGACUGGUGCAUCUUAUGACAAGAAUGAUAUCCCGUUUUUCCUUGAAAUUGUGCUAAGGAAGCCAUUCUGGUUUCGUGUUAGUUGUUACUGACAAAUCUCAAAGCAGUUUAGCACACUGCGCUCUAGCUUUGCAUGGUGCAUCAAUAGGUGGAAAAGAUGCCUGGGGAUGUAUUAUCUUUUUUCCUCGGUUCUUUUUGCCUUUUUUGCUCUUUUCUUUUCUUUUUUCCUUUUCCUUUUUGCAGUGGUUGAUUAGGCGGCCAGUUAGUGAAUCUGUAGUUACCAAGGGAAUACCAGCAAAAUAUUAUUUUCAUUUCAUUUUUUUAAAAAUUAGACCAUGAGGAUAUAUACGGUAUAAAAGAUGCUUUGAAAUCAAUUGGUGUUCAUAUUGUAAUUGAAUUGAGCAGCACGUUGGCGACUAUCGAUUCUCCAACACUUAUUGGUCUAGUAAAACACUCAGAUAUAGAAUUUAAAUUGACAGGACUCUAAAGCCUGUAAAUUGA